Molecule: messenger RNA, 250 nt
Organism: Ambispora gerdemannii
Lineage: Eukaryota; Fungi; Glomeromycota; Glomeromycetes; Archaeosporales; Ambisporaceae
Source: the annotation of a GenBank genome assembly
AUGGUAAUAGAACCACUCAAUUCUCUCUUUCUUCAAUUCUGCUCAAAGACUAGUGGAAUGCAUCCGGUCAGCAACUCAGACAGGAACGGUUCACCAGAUUUCCUGUCACCGCCAGCUAAGCCCUAUGGAGAAAUCUUUCAUUUAGAGGCUCUGGGUUCUUUCUAUCAUGGAGUCCGCCAAAAAAUCUACCUAGUCCAAGCCAACGAGAACAAAACGGACGAAAGAAAAACUACGCUCAACAAAGUUCAUC